AUGGCAACUUCAACAUAUACAACACCAAAAAACUCUUUAAAAUGUGUUGAAUGGAUGUGGCAGGCGAAUCCAAAUCCAUGGUCAAGUUCUGAGCCAGACAUAUGGAAUCAUUAUUCUGAUGUGGAAAAUUUAAUUAUUGAACGAGCAUAUUCAAAUGGAGAAGCACGAGCAGUAUUAGAUGAUUAUUACAUUGAUUUUCAAGCAAAUCGACAAAUAUCAAACACAGAUGAUUAUAAGCAAAGACCUGUCAAGCGAGUGGUGCGUAAUCGAGAAGAUAAACAUUUACGAGAAGAACGUUUCGUAGAUCUUCCUGUUAGUACAGAACGUUUCGUAGAUCUUCCUGUUAGUACAGAACAUUCAUUUGGUGGUGAAUAUGGUUGGGUAUCACCAUUUAUCAUAGAAGUUAGAAGAGAUUUAAAACUUGAACCAGAUGAAUUGCCAUCAAAAAAACCAGAGAUGAUACCACAGCUUGUUGAACAAGCUGCACAAGGUAUUAUUAAAGAAGGAAAAUAUAUUCGAAAAGAAGAAGAAGCUAAAGAAUUGGCAAAUAUGCUUCGAGAACAAAAAAACAAUGGAAUUGAACAAGUAUGGCAACGCUGUGCUUAUAUUUAUUCAUUAGAAAGUUUUCUUUAUAAAACAUUAAAUGCAACAAUGAGAUUAGUUGGAGACAAAGAACAUGAAUCUGUAUGGAGAAGUAAAAUUCGUACAUUAGGUCCUUUCUGUUUAUUACUUUGGGAUGAUCCUUGUAAUAAAAAAGCAAAAACCAAGAAAACACUUUAUCGAGGAGCAAAUCUAAAUCGUGAACAAAUUGCUAAAUAUGAAAAAAUGGCUAAAAAUAAUGAUGAAUAUGGAUCAUUUCAAGCAUUUACAUCAUGUAGUCGUAAUCGUCAAAAAGCAGAAGUAUUUGGUAACACAUUAUUUAUUAUGGAAGUAGUAAUUGCUUUUACUGCUGAUCUUGUUGGAUUAUCUGAAUAUCCUAAUGAAGAAGAAGAACUUAUUACACCAGGUGUUUCUUUUUGUGUUACAAAAGUUGAAUCUGAUCGAAAGAUAAAUAGGCAUUUAAUUUACUUGAAACUGCGACAACGAUUCUCAAGUAACUCUGUAAAUCAAUCACCAGCGCAUGGUGCACGUUCAUCUGUUUAUCCUGCGUUGGAUACGACUGCUACAAGCAAUUCGAACCCUUUCAAUGAUGAUGAUGAUGAUGGUGAUGAUGAUAAUGAUGCAUCACUAAAAGAAAAAUCGGCGAAUACUCGUUCAAAUUAUGGUGGAACAACCAAUAAUGGUGCUUAUCCAUCAUUAUCAACAUAUCCAAUUAAUGAUAAUAAAUCACCAUCAUAUCCAGCAGCGGCUAAUCCAUUUUUAGAUGACGAAGAUGUUGAUUCACCAUCAUCAUCUCAUCAACGUUCACAUCGAUCACCGACAUCAACAGGAGUUUCAUCAAAUGAUAAUAAUGCCGGUGUAUCUGUACGAGCUCUUUAUGAUUAUGAAGCACAAGAACCAGAUGAAUUAUCAUUUAAACAAGGUGAGGUAUUUACUAAAUUAGAAGAUGAAGAUGAUCAAGGUUGGUGUAAAGGACGUGUUGGCAAUCGUGUUGGUCUUUAUCCAGCUACUUAUGUUGAUGUCCUCUAA
Messenger RNA from Rotaria sp. Silwood2, 1629 nucleotides. The record is from the annotation of a GenBank genome assembly. NCBI's taxonomy places the organism in Eukaryota, Metazoa, Rotifera, Eurotatoria, Philodinida, Philodinidae.